AUGUCAGCCAUCACAAUUUCCAAAAAAGAAGCGCCAAAAGUUGAGAAGAAAGAAGUUGAAGAAGAGGAAUUUGAAGAGUUUCCAGUUCAAGAAUGGGCUGAAAGACAAGAAGGGGAAGAUGAAGAAGUCAAUGUUUGGGAGGAUAAUUGGGAUGACGAAACACACGAAAGCGAAUUCUCGAAACAAUUGAAGUACGUUGAACUUUCAUAUCAUAUCUAA
Messenger RNA from Caenorhabditis angaria, 219 nucleotides. NCBI's taxonomy places the organism in Eukaryota, Metazoa, Nematoda, Chromadorea, Rhabditida, Rhabditidae. The record is from the annotation of a GenBank genome assembly.